Messenger RNA from Orbilia oligospora ATCC 24927, 2670 nucleotides. RefSeq lists its product as uncharacterized. Bases 1 to 2670 code for a protein of 889 amino acids. Gene Ontology annotation, molecular function: polygalacturonase activity. Lineage: Eukaryota; Fungi; Ascomycota; Orbiliomycetes; Orbiliales; Orbiliaceae. The transcript has 7 exons. The record is from RefSeq and is a predicted model, not a curated record.
AUGGACGCCUCCCGUCGUCAUCGCGGUUACAGUGAUGCCGAAGAAUCCGAUGUAUCCAAUCCUCCAUCCAAAAUUAUGAACACGCGAGUCCGUCUGUACACGAUCUUAACAAUUGGCACGAUAAUUUGCUAUAUGUACUAUGGAUACCAGAGCAGUGGGUUUAAGGGCUACCAGUACAAGAUAUUUGGGACGGUUAAGACACCCAAUGCGGAAUUUCCGGUCGCGGUACCGGCGCCUCAUACGACGGUAGUCGAGGUUGAUGUCACUAAAACGCUAUCAACGGUGUUUGAGGCGGCACCGACGUCGACGCCUGGUAAAACAAACUAUUGGUUAGCAAAUAUGGAGCAUAGGGGGGUUGCACCUUAUCAUUCUGAUAAAAAGUAUCAAGUCUUUCGGAGUGUGUUCGAUUUUGGAGCAAAAGGAGACGGUGUCACCGACGAUACAGUAGCUAUCAAUGCAGCCAUAACAGCGGGUGAGCGCUGUGGUGAGGGAUGUGAUUCCUCUACCAUAUCACCAGCACUAGUGUUCUUUCCACCCGGGAAAUAUCUAGUUUCGGCGCCAAUUGUGGCAUUAUAUUAUACACAACUGGUUGGAGACCCUUUAGAUUUGCCGGUUCUUUUGGCGUCAAAGAAUUUUAACGGGUGGGCGGUUGUCGACACGGACCCAUACGACCCGCCCGGGAGGAAUUGGUAUAUCAACCAGAAUAAUUUCUUCCGAGCGAUAAGGAAUUUUGUGAUUGAUUUGACAUUGAUGGAUCCGAGUAGUGGUGUUGGAAUACACCACCAGGUGGCCCAGGCGACCUCGAUCUAUAACGUGAUCUUUAAAAUGCACGACGGAGAGAAUACAAAGCAAAGAGGUAUAUUUAUGGAUAACGGAUCCGGUGGAUUUUUGUCGUCAUUAAAGUUCUAUGGUGGAGAUUGUGGUGCUUUCUUUGGGAAUCAGCAGUUCACAACCCUUAAUCUUGAAUUUUACAAUUGCAAGACUGCAAUUUACAUGAACUGGGACUGGGUAUGGCUUCUAAAAUCUAUCAAGAUACACGACUGUGGUAUCGGUAUCGACAUCAGCAACGGUGGGCCGAACGACAUACACACCGGUUCCGUUCUUCUGCUUGAUAGUUAUAUCCAAAACACAGAUAUUGCGAUCAAAACUUUUCGUACCCAGGAAUCGAAGCCUCCCGCCGCAGGCACCCUUGUCAUCCAAAAUCUUGUAAUCUCGGGUGUUAAAACUACGGUGUCCGGUUGGAACGAUGAGGAAAUAUUCGGGGGUAACGAAAAGGGCCGGAAUACGACGAUACCAUUCUGGGGUCAUGGGAAAGGCUACUCGGACCAUCUUCCUCAGGGAGGCGAUAUCAACGUUGUUGCGGAUGAAACCGUCGAUGCGAUCCCGGCGGCCUUGAAAGAUGCGACAGGGAAGAUUCUAGAGCGACCGAGACCGCUUUAUAGACAUAUUGUACCCAGUCGGUUUGUUAGUGUUAGGGCAGCUGGAGCGGUUGGAGACGGUGUGGCGGAUGAUACCGCAGCGAUCCAGGAGGUAAUUAGUGCCAAUGGUAACACACCAGCGGGACAGAAGAAAAAGAUUAUAUUCUUCGACUAUGGUGUCUAUCGGGUUACACAAACGAUCUACGUACCUCCCAAUACUUAUAUCGUUGGGGAAACGUGGAGUGUCAUAAUGUCUUCGGGUAGCUUCUUCAAUGAUGUCAAAAAUCCGAAGCCAUUGUUUCUAGUAGGGAAGUCAGGCGAGGAAGGUAUUGUCGAAAUUUCAGAUAUGCUUUUCCAAACUCAGGGCCCUGCCGCUGGUGCCAUUCUUAUGGAGUGGAAUAUUAGAAAGAGAUCUCCUCAAGGACAAAAUGUAUCCGGCAUGUGGGAUGUCCACUUUCGGGUAGGAGGUUCUGAAGGAACAAACCUACAAGCUCCAAAGUGCACGAAAAAGCCAGACGACCAAGUCGACCCUAAGAUUGAUGAUGAUUGUGUAUCCGCUUUCAUGCUGCUACACAUCGGUAAAACUGCAAGCUUGAUGAUGGAAAAUAUGUGGAUUUGGACUAGUGACCACGACCUGGACGCCCCAAAGCAUGAACAAAUAACCAUCUAUACCGGACGUGGCCUUCUUUGUGAAGCCGAGUUAGGGCCUGUCUGGAUGUAUGGUCAUGCCGUCGAGCACAACGUUUUAUACAACUAUCAGCUCGCCAAUGCCAAAAACAUAUUUAUGGGUGUUAUACAAACUGAAACACCGUAUUACCAGUCAAACCCGCGGGCUAGACAGCCCUUCGCACCCGUCGCAGAAUAUUUUGAUCCAGACUUUGAAGCAACUUGUGGCGGUGCGGACAUUCCAAAGGAAAAGGUUUCGAUGUGUGAGAAGAGUUGGGGACUGCGAAUAUUGAACUCGACGGACGUGUUUGCCUUCGGUGCCGGAUUAUAUUCAUUCUUUGAAAACUACAGUACUGAUUGUAUUGCAAAACGGGAAUGCCAGCAAACAAUGGUGUCAAUAGAUAGAGACAGGAAGAGUGAUAUAGUCUCUUCAAGAAGUAAUAUUUGGCUAAUGGGGUUGGUAACAAUUGGGACUCAAAAUAUGGCAAGCUGGAUGAAGGAUUCAGAUGGUGAAAAAGUUGUUGUUGGGGCACUAGAUGGUAAUGGAGCUGGGUUCACGGAUAAUGUCGGUUUGAUACUGUUGUAA